This is a messenger RNA of Quercus lobata, 1546 nucleotides long. Its product is annotated as DNA-binding protein. The record is from RefSeq and is a predicted model, not a curated record. The transcript has 3 exons. The coding region runs from base 198 to 1220 and encodes 340 amino acids. Lineage: Eukaryota; Viridiplantae; Streptophyta; Magnoliopsida; Fagales; Fagaceae.
UCUCUUUAAGCUAACGAAGAAAGCUCUGGUUCUCCAGCUUUGUGUGUGUGUUUUGCUAAGUCGUUGUUACGUACGGAUAUGGAGGCUGCAGCGAGAGAACACAUUGAACAGAUACGUAGAACAAAGUUCUCCAUUGGAGGGGAACAGAACCCAUUGACAGAGGAUCUUCAUAAUCAAGAACCUCUCUGCUAAGCUUUAUGCCAAGGAUGCACAUUUUCUCAUGGAACUCAUUCAGUGUUGGUCAGUCCACCAAGAAAGGCAACAAGAAACGUGGUUAUAUUGGAGAAAAAGGAAUUGGAUUUAAGAGUGUCUUUCUAGUUAGUUCUCAGCCAUACAUAUUCAGCAAUGGAUAUCAGAUACGGUUCAAUGAAGACCCUUGCCCACAUUGCAAACUUGGGUACAUAGUUCCUGAAUGGGUAGAGGAAAACCCAUCUCUUUCUUACAUAAAAGAAAUAUAUGGUUCUGGGACUACUCUUCCAACAACAACAAUAGUCUUACCUUUGAAGUUUGAUAAGGUCAAAUCUGUGAAGCAUGAGCUUUCAAAUGCUCAUCCUGAAGUACUAUUGUUCCUAUCAAAGAUUAGGCGGCUUUCAGUCCGAGAACAUAAUAAGGAUCCUAGGCUCAAUACCGUAAGUGCAAUUGCUAUUACAAGUGAGACUGAAUUGGUGGUGAGGAAGAACAUUGAUGCUGUAUCCUACACAUUCCAUCUCUCUGCCGAUGAAAAGGAUAAGGGUUACGAGGGAGAAUGCAACUACUUUAUGUGGAAACAAAAGUUUCCUGUUAAGCAGGAAAACAAAGUAGAAAGGAGAAUGGAAGUUGAAGAGUUGGUGAUCACAUUGGCCUUUCCUUUUGAAGAGCGCCUCCACGGGGGGAUGAGCUCACCUGGGAUCUAUGCAUAUCUUCCCACAGAGAUGGUUACCAACUUUCCCUUCAUAAUUCAAGCAGAUUUUUUUCUUGCCUCCUCAAGGGAAACUAUUCUCUUAGACAACAAGUGGAACCAAGGGAUUAUUGACUGCAUACCCUCUGCUUUCAUCAAUGCUUUUGUCUCACUAAUUAAAAAUUCUGAAAAUGCUCCAGUUUCUAGUUUGGCUCCCAUGUUCAAGUUCAUCCCCAUCGACAGCUCAUCUUAUCAACAAUUGAAUGUCGUCAAGGAGUCGAUCAAAUCAAAACUUCUUGAAGAAAGUAUUCUUUCAAGUGACUUCUUCAAUAAAGCUUCUUGAAGAAAGUAUUCCUCCAAGUUAAUUAUUAUUUUUAUUUGACUCUUAAGAAAUUAAAUAAUUUGUUGUGAUAUCUUGGAUUGUAUGGAUUGGAUUGGAUUGGAUGAGUGUCUAUUGUUGUGCUAUAUAAGUGAUUAAGAGAUGUUCUUAAUUAUAACUUUAUAAAGUCUCUUUUUGUAUUAUGGUGUAGUUGUGGCUACCAUUUUCCUCAAGUUGUAGCAAAUAAUAGUAGGGCUAGGUCGGUAACAUUGUGUAUCUUGGGGGCACUAUAUAAUGUAACCCAAUACUUGUCAUGGACGUCAAUGAUAUAAGUGGAGAAAAUUGAAAUA